This is a messenger RNA of Triticum aestivum (bread wheat), 2217 nucleotides long. RefSeq names its product heparanase-like protein 3. Bases 450 to 2021 code for a protein of 523 amino acids. Gene Ontology annotation, molecular function: beta-glucuronidase activity. Lineage: Eukaryota; Viridiplantae; Streptophyta; Magnoliopsida; Poales; Poaceae. Gene Ontology annotation, cellular component: membrane; plant-type cell wall. The transcript has 9 exons. The record is from RefSeq and is a predicted model, not a curated record.
CGUCCUGCAUGGAGCAGCUCGACAAUGGCGGUGAAAACGCGGACGACGACGACAGCGCGGACGACGGAUCGAGGCCGGUAACCGAGCGGGCAGUGAGUGGUCGAGUGAAGUGGCGCCCUGGCGCUCCGCGCUGUCGGACGGACGGACCGCCGAUCCGGCGCCUUAGAGCUAGACCCACCGCCACCCGCCUUAUCCUCCCCUUCCGUUUCCCUCCCUCUCUCUCCCUCUCCCUGCGUCCACGGCCUGCGCCUUGGCCUCUUGCCAUUUACUAUUUAGGCGCCGUGUAGGUGGCCGGCCAGUACGAUCAAUCCAUCGAGCGCCAUUGCCCUGCCUGCCUGCCAACCCCGUCGUGUGGGUAGGUCCGUACGCGCUUCGUGGACGGCUGCGGCAGCGAGUGGAGUGAGUGGAGAGUGAAGAGAGACCUCUGCUCUGCUCUGUGAGGCUGAGGCAUGGCCGGGCUGCGGCUUCUUGUCGGGGCGCUUUGGCUGCUGGCGGUGCUGCGGGAGGGCGCGGCGGCGGAGGCGGGGGCCGUCGCCGUGGACGGGCGGCGCGCCAUUGCGGCCACGGGCGAGGACUUCGUCUGCGCCACCCUCGACUGGUGGCCGCCGGACAAGUGCGACUACGGCACCUGCAGCUGGGGCAACGCAUCCCUCCUCAACCUGGAUCUCUCCAACAAAAUCCUGCUCAAUGCCAUCAAAGCCUUCUCGCCGCUGGUGCUCCGGCUGGGCGGCUCGCUGCAGGACAAGGUGGUGUACGGCACGGCGGACCGGCCGGGGCCGUGCGCGCCGUUCAACAAGAGCAAGUCGGAGAUGUUCGGCUUCACCCAGGGCUGCCUGCCCAUGCCCCGCUGGGACGACCUCAACGCCUUCUUCGAGAAAUCUGGGGCGAAGAUCGUGUUUGGCCUGAACGCGCUCAACGGCCGGGUGCCACUGCAGGGCGGGGCCAUGGGAGGCAACUGGGACACCACGAACGCGGCGUCCUUCAUCCGGUACACCGCCGGCAAGGGCUACAAAAUCUAUGGCUGGGAGCUCGGGAAUGAGCUCAGCGGCACCGGCGUCGGGACCAAGGUGGGCGUGGCUCAGUACGUCAAGGACGCGAUCGCCCUCAAGACGACGGUGGACACCAUCUACCGGGGCAGCCCGGAGAAGCCGCUGGUGCUCGCGCCCGGCGGCUUCUUCGACCCGCGCUGGUACGGCGAGUUCAUCGCCAAGACCAAGCCCGGCAUGCUCAACGUGGUGACCCACCACAUCUACAACCUAGGGGCGGGGGUGGACAGGGACACACAGCUGAUGGACAGGAUACUCAACCCGAAGACGCUCGACGGCAUGGCGGGCCCGUUCAGGGAUCUCCAGGGGCUGCUGAAAGCCGCAGGGACGUCGGCCGUCGCCUGGGUCGGGGAGUCUGGAGGAGCUUACAACAGUGGGCAUCACCUUGUCACCGACGCAUUUGUGUUCAGCUUCUGGUUCCUGGAUCAGCUCGGCAUGUCGGCGAAAUUCGACACCAAGAGCUACUGCAGGCAGAGCUUCAUCGGCGGCAACUACGGCCUGCUGAACACAACCACCUUCCAGCCAAAUCCUGACUACUACAGUGCUCUGCUGUGGCAUCGCCUGAUGGGAACCAAGGUGCUGGAAGCCAAGUUCACGGGCACCAACAUGGUCCGCGCCUACGCGCAUUGCGCAAAGCAUGCUCCGGGGAUAACCCUGCUGCUCAUCAACCUGCACGUCAACGCGACGAACCACGUCUCGGUGGCGGGCCGCGGCGCACACGCCGGAAGGAAGCACGGGGGGAGGUUUGCUCAGCCGCCCGGGGCGGCGAGGGAGGAGUACCACCUCACGCCCGAGGGCGGCAACAUCCAGAGCCAGGUGAUGCUGCUGAACGGCAGGGCGCUGGCCGCCGGCGCCGACGGGAGCAUCCCCGGGAUGGAGCCUGUCAAGGUGGACGCGGCGCGGCCCAUCGCCGUGGCGCCCCGGUCCAUCGUGUUCGUCCACAUGCCGGAUUACCAUGCCCCUGCGUGUGCUUAGUUAGGGCUUUUUGGUGUUCUUGUUGGUAUAGGUAGUGGUGAUAAAAGGGUGGCUUGCUAAGCAUGUCCAUCCUAGCUAGGGUAGUUAUAAGAUGGCUGAAGAGAGUGUGUGGCUUUGUGUGAUUAGAUGUAAUAAGUUUGGAGGGAAAAUUGAAUUAGUGAAACAAGAGGCAAUGGGAAUAAACUCUUUCCUGGUU